CAAAAUAUGACAGCACAUCCAAAUGGUACAAUCUCCAUUGAGGUUUCAGACUUCCUCCUGAAUUGUUUUGUCAGGUCUCCCAGCUGGAAGCUCUGGUUGUCCCUGCCCCUAAGCUUCCUCUUCCUCCUGGCCAUGGGGGCCAAUAGUGUUCUCUUGGUCACCAUCCAGCUGGAGGCCUCUCUGCAUGAGCCCAUGUACUACCUGCUCAGCCUCCUGUCCCUCUUAGAUAUUGUUGUCUGCCUCACUGUCAUCCCCAAGGUCCUGGCCAUCUUCUGGUUUGACCUCAAGUCCAUCAACUUCUAUGCCUGCUUCAUCCAGAUGUACAUCAUGAAUUGCUUCCUUGCCAUGGAGUCCUGCACAUUCAUGGUCAUGGCCUAUGACCGCUAUGUGGCCAUCUGCCACCCACUGAGGUACCCAUCCAUCAUCACAGAACAAUUUGUAGCUAAGGCUGCCACCUUUAUUUUGGCCAGAAAUGGGAUUUUAACAGUGCCUAUCCCAAUUCUAUCAUCCCGACUCAAUUAUUGUGGGAGAAAUGUUAUUGAGAAUUGCAUGUGUGCCAAUAUGUCUGUCUCCAAGCUCUCCUGUGAUGAUGUCACCAUCAAUCGCCUUUACCAGUUUGCUGUAGGAUGGACACUGCUAGGAUCUGACCUCAUCCUCAUCUUCCUCUCCUACAGCCUCAUACUGCGAGCUGUGCUGGGACUCAAGGCAGAGGGUGCCAUGGCCAAAGCCCUGAGCACAUGUGGUUCUCACUUCAUCCUUAUCCUCUUCUUCAGCACCAUUCUUCUGGUCUUCGUGCUCACUCUUGUGGUGAAGAAGAAAGUCUCCCCUGAUGUGCCAGUCUUGCUCAAUAUCCUCCAUCAUGUCAUCUUCUCAGCCCUCAACCCCAUUGUUUAUGGAGUGCGAACCCAGGAGAUCAAGCAAGGAAUCCAUAGAUUACUGAAGAAAGGAUGGUAG
Molecule: messenger RNA, 954 nt
Organism: Nyctereutes procyonoides (raccoon dog)
Lineage: Eukaryota; Metazoa; Chordata; Mammalia; Carnivora; Canidae
Product: olfactory receptor 56A3-like
Exons: 1
Coding region: 7-954 (315 amino acids)
Biological process (GO): G protein-coupled receptor signaling pathway
Cellular component (GO): membrane
Molecular function (GO): olfactory receptor activity; G protein-coupled receptor activity
Source: RefSeq, a predicted model, not a curated record